Messenger RNA from Odobenus rosmarus divergens (Pacific walrus), 1812 nucleotides. It is a transcript of the gene GALNT10, whose product is annotated as UDP-N-acetyl-alpha-D-galactosamine:polypeptide N-acetylgalactosaminyltransferase 10 (GalNAc-T10). Gene Ontology annotation, cellular component: Golgi apparatus. The transcript has 12 exons. NCBI's taxonomy places the organism in Eukaryota, Metazoa, Chordata, Mammalia, Carnivora, Odobenidae. The record is from RefSeq and is a predicted model, not a curated record. Bases 1 to 1812 code for a protein of 603 amino acids.
AUGAGGCGGAAGGAGAAGCGGCUUCUGCAGGCGGUGGCGCUGGUGCUGGCGGCCCUGGUCCUUCUGCCCAACGUGGGGCUCUGGGCGCUGUACCGCGAGCGGCAGCCCGACGGCACCCCCGGGGGAUCGGGGGCGGCGGUGGUCCCGGCGGCCGGACUGGGCUCCCACAAUCAGCAGAAGAAGAUAUUUUUCGUGGAAGAUGGGCAAAAGCUGAAGGAUUGGCAUGACAAAGAAGCCAUCAGGAGAGAUGCCCAGCGCGUAGGAAAUGGAGAACAAGGGAGACCUUACCCCAUGACCGACGCUGAGAGAGUGGAUCAGGCGUACCGAGAAAAUGGAUUUAACAUUUACGUCAGUGAUAAAAUCUCCCUGAAUCGCUCUGUCCCUGAUAUUCGGCACCCAAACUGCAAUGGCAAACGCUACCUGGAGACACUCCCCAACACCAGCAUCAUCAUCCCCUUCCACAACGAGGGCUGGUCCUCCCUCCUGCGCACCGUCCACAGCGUGCUGAACCGCUCGCCCCCGGAGCUGAUCGCCGAGAUUGUGCUGGUUGAUGACUUCAGCGAUCGAGAGCACCUGAAGAAGCCACUCGAAGACUACAUGGCCCUUUUCCCCAGUGUGAGGAUUCUUCGAACCAAGAAACGGGAGGGGCUGAUCAGGACCCGGAUGCUGGGGGCCUCAGCAGCAACUGGGGAUGUCAUCACAUUCUUAGACUCGCACUGUGAAGCCAAUGUCAACUGGCUCCCCCCUUUGCUCGACCGCAUUGCUCGGAACCGCAAGACCAUUGUGUGCCCGAUGAUUGAUGUGAUUGACCACGAUGACUUUCGGUAUGAAACACAGGCGGGGGAUGCCAUGCGGGGCGCCUUUGACUGGGAGAUGUACUAUAAGCGGAUCCCGAUUCCUCCAGAACUGCAGAAAGCUGACCCCAGUGACCCAUUUGAGUCUCCCGUGAUGGCCGGUGGACUGUUUGCUGUGGAUCGGAAAUGGUUCUGGGAGCUGGGCGGGUAUGACCCAGGCCUGGAGAUCUGGGGAGGGGAGCAGUAUGAAAUAUCAUUCAAGGUCUGGAUGUGUGGGGGCCGCAUGGAGGACAUCCCCUGCUCCAGGGUGGGCCAUAUCUACAGGAAGUAUGUACCCUACAAGGUUCCCGCCGGAGUCAGCCUGGCCCGGAACCUGAAGCGAGUGGCGGAAGUGUGGAUGGACGAGUAUGCCGAGCACAUUUACCAGCGCCGGCCCGAGUACCGCCACCUCUCUGCUGGGGACGUCGCCGCCCAGAAGAAGCUGCGCAGCUCCCUUAACUGCAAGAGUUUCAAGUGGUUUAUGACCAAGAUUGCCUGGGACCUGCCCAAAUUCUACCCGCCCGUGGAGCCCCCCGCCGCAGCUUGGGGGGAGAUCCACAAUGUGGGCACAGGGCUGUGUGCCGACACGAAACAUGGGGCCCUGGGCUCCCCGCUGAGGCUGGAGAGCUGCGUCCGGGGCCGCGGGGAGGCUGCCUGGAACAACAUGCAGGUGUUCACCUUCACCUGGAGAGAGGACAUCCGGCCCGGAGACCCCCAGCACACCAAGAAGUUCUGCUUUGACGCCAUCUCCCACACCAGCCCAGUCACCCUCUAUGACUGCCACAGCAUGAAGGGCAACCAGCUGUGGAAGUACCGCCAAGACAAGACCCUGUACCACCCGGUCAGCGGCAGUUGCAUGGACUGCAGUGAGAGUGACCACCGGAUCUUCAUGAACACCUGUAACCCCUCUUCUCUCACCCAGCAGUGGCUGUUCGAACACACCAACUCGACAGUCUUGGAAAAAUUCAACCGGAACUGA